ACGGCGCUAUGUGUGGUAUCUUUGCUUACCUGAAUUACCACGUUCCCCGGACCAGACGGGAGAUCUUGGAGACCCUAAUCAAGGGGCUUCAGAGACUUGAGUAUCGAGGAUAUGACUCUGCAGGUGUUGGGAUUGAUGGCGGCAACGACAAAGAUUGGGAGGCCAACGCUGGCAAGAUCACGCUCAUUAAGAAGAAAGGGAAAGUGAAAGCUUUGGAUGAAGAAGUCAACAAACAGCAGGAUUUAGAUCUGGACAUUGAAUUUGAUGUGCAUCUUGGAAUUGCUCAUACCCGCUGGGCCACCCAUGGCGAGCCUAAUCCGGUCAACAGCCACCCGCAGAGAUCAGACAAAGACAACGAAUUUAUUGUUAUCCACAAUGGAAUAAUCACAAACUACAAAGACCUGAAAAAGUUCUUGGAGAGCAAAGGCUAUGACUUCGAAUCGGAAACUGAUACAGAAACCAUCGCAAAGCUCGUCAAGUACAUGUAUGACAACCGCGAGAGCGACGACAUAAGUUUCACCACCUUGGUGGAGAGGGUCAUCCAACAGCUGGAGGGGGCCUUCGCUCUUGUCUUCAAAAGCGUCCAUUAUCCAGGCCAGGCGGUCGGCACGAGGAGAGGAAGCCCUCUGCUCAUCGGGGUUCGGAGCGAGCACAAGCUUUCCACCGACCACAUCCCGAUCUUGUACCGGACAGCCACCCAGUCUGUAGAUCAUUCAUUUGAUGGCGUGUCCCAAAAACUGGAAGAAGGCAAAGACAAGAAGGGCACCUGCAGCCUCUCUCGCAUGGACAGCACCACCUGCCUCUUUCCCGUGGAGGAGAAGGCCGUGGAGUACUACUUUGCCUCGGAUGCCAGCGCUGUGAUUGAACACACCAACAGAGUGAUUUUUCUAGAAGAUGAUGAUGUGGCAGCCGUAGUGGAGGGCCGCCUCUCCAUACAUCGGAUCAAGCGAACUGCUGGAGAUCACCCUGGCCGGGCAGUUCAAACCUUGCAGAUGGAGCUACAGCAGAUCAUGAAGGGUAACUUCAGUUCAUUCAUGCAAAAGGAAAUAUUUGAGCAACCAGAAUCUGUCGUGAACACCAUGAGGGGAAGAGUUAACUUUGAUGACUACACAGUGAAUCUUGGGGGCCUGAAAGACCACAUCAAGGAGAUUCAGAGAUGCCGGCGUCUGAUCCUCAUUGCUUGUGGGACAAGCUACCAUGCAGGCGUUGCUACUCGCCAAGUGCUGGAAGAACUGACCGAACUGCCUGUCAUGGUGGAGCUGGCCAGUGACUUCCUGGACAGGAAUACUCCCGUCUUCCGCGACGACGUCUGCUUUUUCAUUAGCCAGUCAGGGGAGACGGCCGACACGUUGAUGGCCCUUCGGUACUGCAAGGAGAGGGGAGCCCUCACGGUGGGCAUCACCAACACCGUUGGGAGCUCCAUUUCACGGGAGACGGACUGCGGGGUGCACAUCAACGCCGGGCCAGAGAUUGGGGUGGCCAGUACAAAGGCCUACACAAGCCAGUUUGUGUCCUUAGUAAUGUUUGCGCUCAUGAUGUGCGACGACAGAAUUUCUAUGCAAGAACGGAGGAAAGAAAUAAUGCGAGGCCUCAAGCUGUUGCCAGACUUGAUUAAAGAAGUGCUGAGCAUGGACGAUGAGAUCCAGAAACUGGCCACAGAGCUCUACCACCAGAAGUCCAUCCUCAUUAUGGGGCGGGGCUAUCACUACGCAACCUGCCUGGAGGGCGCCCUGAAAAUCAAAGAGAUCACCUACAUGCACUCGGAAGGCAUCCUGGCUGGGGAACUGAAGCAUGGCCCCCUCGCCUUGGUGGAUAAGCUGAUGCCCGUGAUUAUGAUCAUCAUGAGGGACAACACCUAUGCCAAAUGCCAGAAUGCGCUGCAGCAGGUGAUGGCACGGCAGGGGCGGCCUGUCGUGAUUUGUGGUAAGGAAGAUAUUGAGACCAUCAAGAAUAACAAGCGAACCAUCAAAGUCCCCCAUUCGGUGGACUGUCUGCAGGGCAUCCUGAGUGUGAUUCCUUUACAGCUGCUGGCUUUCCACCUGGCUGUGCUCAGAGGCUACGAUGUUGACUUUCCAAGAAACUUGGCCAAAUCUGUUACAGUUGAAUGAGAUGCUUGCCCAAGGUUGACAAGAGAUUCCUUCCCCUUCACUUUUGGUACCGAAAAACGCUGAUUUUAAACCUUCUCCUGUGAUCAAUUCUUACUUCCAAUCUAGAAAAAUCU
Messenger RNA from Protobothrops mucrosquamatus (brown spotted pit viper), 2221 nucleotides. RefSeq names its product glutamine--fructose-6-phosphate transaminase 1 (gene GFPT1). The transcript has 20 exons. The record is from RefSeq and is a predicted model, not a curated record. Gene Ontology annotation, molecular function: carbohydrate derivative binding; L-glutamine:D-fructose-6-phosphate transaminase (isomerizing) activity. The coding region runs from base 9 to 2108 and encodes 699 amino acids. Gene Ontology annotation, biological process: fructose 6-phosphate metabolic process; UDP-N-acetylglucosamine metabolic process; carbohydrate derivative biosynthetic process. NCBI's taxonomy places the organism in Eukaryota, Metazoa, Chordata, Lepidosauria, Squamata, Viperidae.